Molecule: messenger RNA, 342 nt
Organism: Strongylus vulgaris
Lineage: Eukaryota; Metazoa; Nematoda; Chromadorea; Rhabditida; Strongylidae
Source: the annotation of a GenBank genome assembly
AUGCUGCCACAGGAAGCGUUCGGUUUCUUCUAUCCCAUACUGAUUUACUGGUUCAAAAGAAAGUUUGUCAGCUACGUGUCUUCAGCGUUAGCUUGGUCAGCAUUAGGAAAACACAGCCGUGAAGAACAGAUCAACAUUGGAAGCGAUGACCUUCGUGCAAUAAGCAAAUUUCUUGGAACAAAACACUACUUCACUGGAUUCAAACCGACACGUAUUGACGCCACCUUAUUCGCUGUUCUGGCACAAAUUGUAUACGCACCAUACGAAAACGAUCACCUUGAUGUAAUCAAGAAUGAGUGCCCUAAUCUAUUGGAAUAUGUGGAACGUAUCAAGAACAGGUGA